AUGAAGUAUAUUAUACCUAUGGGCUGCCAACAGAGGCAAUUAGCCUCUUUGUUGAUGACUAGGAUAGAGAAAUCUAUAGUUAUAGAUCCUCAUCCUGGAUUAAUUGUCUGUUCACAUACCUAUCGUGAACCUUUCCCUUCUUUUUCUUCCAUUGACUUUCUCAUAACUUGUGUUAUGGACCUUCUUUUAGAGUAUGCUUAUCCACGCUUGGGAAAAGAUUCAUACGCUAAAUUCAUAAUCAUUGUGAGUAUGAAGGUCUCAGAUAAAGAUGAUAUUGGAUUUUCUCUUGGAAGUGCAAUCGUUUUGACUCUGGAAGAUGGGAGUCUCAUUCCUAAGGGCAAUGUAUAUUCAAGCAUUCAGAGUUUGGUACUCUCCCAUGCUGAUAAGUAUGAAAACUUCAGAGUGACUGCUGUCACCCUCAAAAUCUUUAUUGAGGGGAAAGUCUAA
This is a messenger RNA of Beta vulgaris subsp. vulgaris (sugar beet), 447 nucleotides long. NCBI's taxonomy places the organism in Eukaryota, Viridiplantae, Streptophyta, Magnoliopsida, Caryophyllales, Amaranthaceae. The record is from the annotation of a RefSeq genome assembly.